AGGCGACUAGCCCUAUAUAAGGGUUCCAGCUGCCGGCAACGACCACAGUCGACCCUCAGCUCGCUGAAGAACCGCCACAGAAAAGACAUGAAGGUUGCAGUGGCUCUCCUUGUGCUGGUCGCCGCCGUUAUGGUGUCCUGUGACGUCAUCCCCAUAGUUUCGCGCACCGAAGAACGCGACGCCGCCGGGCAGUACUCCCUGUCGUACCAGACAGGCAACGGCAUCACAGUGGUGGAGCACGGCGAGCUGAAGCCCACUCCUGACGGCAAGGACCACGUUCUGAUCAAGAGCGGAGGAUACCAGUACACCAGCCCCGAGGGCAAGCCUGUCGACAUCAGGUACAAGGCUGACGAGUUCGGCUACGUCGCCACCGGAGACGCCAUCCCAGUUGCACCUGUCGCCUAAGAACACAGAACUGGAUGUGUUGCUGCUGAUUGCUCUCCUCUGUACAAAAAAUCAUGACGUGAACGAAUAAAAUCGUUUUACAACA
Molecule: messenger RNA, 490 nt
Organism: Schistocerca gregaria
Lineage: Eukaryota; Metazoa; Arthropoda; Insecta; Orthoptera; Acrididae
Product: larval cuticle protein 16/17-like
Exons: 3
Coding region: 88-405 (105 amino acids)
Cellular component (GO): chitin-based extracellular matrix
Molecular function (GO): structural constituent of chitin-based larval cuticle
Source: RefSeq, a predicted model, not a curated record